GAACCGAAGGCCGUUUUGAGAGUUCAAGUGCUCCAGGAAGAAGGGGGUGGUGAGAUAGGCUUUCAGGCACCUUUGCACCUGAGAGGACUGGCAGCCUGAUUCCUGACCGCAUUUGCACCACACCGAGGACGAAGAUGUCCCCUGCCUCCGCGGCCCGCACGCCCCCUGCUCUGGCGGGGAGGAAAAGGAAUAGUAACCACGAGGCACCGUGCAAAUUGUUUUUCCAGCCUGGUGGGCACAGUGCCUUUUCGGGCGAUUACCCCGUGUCAGAUGAAGACGCAAGGCCCAGUGGCUGGGCAGGUGGCCCGAGGGCUCUCUCCUGCGAGCGGCUAGGUCAGGGCUCCAACCCUGCUUGUCUGGUUCAAAAAUUAGUCACUGCUUUCCUUCUUCACGCUGCUGCCCCGUGAGCACAGAUUCAGAGACCACAUGAGCGGCCAAGGCCCCGUGGGAGAGCUUCUUCCCGGCUGGAUGGACUUCCUGGCCACGAGGCAGCCAAGGAGCAGCGUGUUUGCUGAGAACCGAGUGCGCAUCCGCAAUUCCCUUCAGGGACAGCUGGUCACCGCGGCCUUGAGCAGAAGCUGGUAGGUAGGCCGAGGGAGGCAGGUCCAGAGGAAGGAGGUGGGGCCCCUAUGUUGGAGAACUCCCAAGACCCGUGCAUCAAAGGCGUUCAGAGACCACAGGAGCGAGGAGAGAACUCACCGCGACCAACACAAACUCUUGGAAGCCUCUGGCUGCCGGCCUUUCUCUCCGUGUGGCCCAGCUACCCCCCAGCCGCUUCCAGGACCCUCGGCCUCGCGGGUCCCUGGCCUGCAAGACGCAGGCUCCUAAAUGCUUCAAGCACGGAGGGAGAAAGAGAGAGAGAGAUCGAAAGAGAUAGAAGGGAAUCGGCUUCUCUUCUGGCCUUAGGAGACGCGCUCCAGCGAGCGGCCAGGCUUGUUUUAACCUUCGGCUCCUCCGGGUCUUUUCUCCCCGGCUCCUCCCAUGUAAAUGUGCUUCUUCAUCAGGGUCCAGAUUCUUACCCCUCUGGCCUGAGCCAGUGUGGGGAGCGCGUCGGGACGCCUGCAGGGUGCGGCCGAGGCCCGGGAGGGCUCCAAGGCCCCGUGGGGCGAGAAGGAGCUGCGGGGGUGCCCAGUGCACCCCGAGGACCGCGGGGUGGCUUCUCUGGGAGUGGCGACGCGGCUCUGGCGGUGGACCGUCCCUUGAGUGGCUUCCUCUUGAGCUGGGUGCCAAGGGUGCAGGAAAGAGGUAACUCAGUGUCAGCCCUGGAGGAGCCUGUCACCCGGUGGGCACCCGAGCAAAGGGCAAACCUGCAGGAGCCCUUGGAAAGAAACAGGAGAACACAUGCAAAAACACCGCUGAGUACCGCUGGCAUCCUGAGCUCCGCCUCCACCGCUUCCAACAGGUCGAGGAAUAGGACGCGCUAUCGGACCAAAGCCGUGAGCUCCGAGGUGGAUGAGAGCCUCUUUGGAGGGGUCAAGCCUCUGGCCCAGAGCAACAGCCCCAUCGUUCUCCUCCGAGAUAAGCAUGCCAUUAGGAAGACCCUCACGGCCCUGGGCUUGGAGAACAAGCCAGAGACCAUCCAGCUCAUCACCCGGGACAUGGUCCGGGAGCUCAUCGUUCCCGCCAAGGAUCCCUCUGGGGAGUCCCUCAUCAUGAGCCCUGAGGAAUUUGAGCGCAUCAAGUCGGCAUCCCACGUCCUGACCAGAGAAGAGCUCGAGGCCAGGGAGCAGGCCUUCAAGAAGGAGAAGGAGGCCAUCGUGGACGCGGUGACCAAGCGCAAGAAGGUCAUGAAGCAGAAGGAGAUGGCACGGAGAAACACUGAGAAGCUCAGUGACCUGGAGGAGGUGGCCCAGGAGAGGGCCCAGAGCCUGCUGCAGAGAGCCAGUGUGCUGCGCAUGGAGCAGGAGGAGGAGCUCAAGGACAUGAGCAAGAUCAUCCUUAAUGCCAAGUGCCAUGCCAUCCGGGAUGCCCAGAUCCUGGAGAAGCAGCUGAUUCAAAGAGAGCUGGAUGCAGAGGAAAGGCGACUGGACCAGAUGAUGGAGGUGGAAAGGCAGAAAUCCAUUCAAAGGCAGGAGGAGCUGGACUGGAAGAGGAGGGAGGAGAGAAUCCGAGGAAGACGGCACAUCGUGGAGCAGAUGGAAAAGAACCAGGAGGAGCGGUCGCUGCUUGCAGAGCAGCGGGAGCAGGAGAAGGAGCAGAUGCUGGGAUACAUGGAACAGCUCCAGGAGGAGGAUCUACGGGACAUGGAACAGAGGCACCAGCAAAAACUAAAGAUGCAAGCUGAGAUUAAGCGCAUUAAUGAUGAAAACCAGAAACAGAAGGCAGAGCUACUGGCUCAGGAGAAGCUGGCGGACCAGAUGGUGAUGGAGUUCACCAAGAAGAAGAUGGCUCGAGAAGCAGAGUUUGAGGCUGAGCAGGAGAGAAUACGGAGGGAGAAAGAGAAGGAGAUCACCCGUCUGAGGGCCAUGCAGGAGAAGGCCCAGGAUUACCAGGCAGAGCAGGACGCCCUGCGGGCCAAGCGCAACCAGGAGGUUGCAGACAGGGAGUGGCGCAGAAAGGAAAAGGAAAAUGCACAGAAAAAGAUGGAGACAGAGGCCAAACUACGCAGCAGCCGGCUGGAGCAGGUGGCUUUCAAGGAGCACAGUCUGGCCGUUCAGGUGCAACGGGACCGGGAUGAGUUCGAGAGGAUUCUUCGGGCUCAGAGAGAGCAGAUCGAGAAGGAGCGUCUAGAGGAGGAGAAAAAGGCCACGGGGCGCUUGCGGCAUGCCAACGAGCUCAGGCGCCAGGUGCGCGAGAACCAGCAGAAGCAGGUGCAGGACCGCAUUGCCACCUUCGAGGAGGGCCGGCGCCUCAAAGAGGAGGCCCAGAAGCGGCGUGAGCGCAUCGAUGACAUCAAGAAGAAGAAGAUUGAGGAGCUGAGAGCCACCGGUCUCCCUGAGAAGUAUUGCAUCGAAGCGGAGCGCAAAGCAAACAUCCUGCCAGCCACCUCUGUGAACUAGGGAAGCCUCGGAGUCCCUGGGGAUGCCCACGGGAACAGGCUCUGCCCAGCCUCUGGGCGUCCAUAACUGCCACUAACCUAGACAUUUUAUAGUUACAGAUUAAAUUUAUUCUACUU
Messenger RNA from Lutra lutra (Eurasian river otter), 3115 nucleotides. RefSeq names its product cilia and flagella associated protein 45 (gene CFAP45). The transcript is spliced from 13 exons. The coding region runs from base 630 to 2999 and encodes 789 amino acids. The record is from RefSeq and is a predicted model, not a curated record. NCBI's taxonomy places the organism in Eukaryota, Metazoa, Chordata, Mammalia, Carnivora, Mustelidae.